Miscanthus lutarioriparius is the source of this 723-nucleotide messenger RNA. The record is from the annotation of a GenBank genome assembly. NCBI's taxonomy places the organism in Eukaryota, Viridiplantae, Streptophyta, Magnoliopsida, Poales, Poaceae.
AUGCAACAAAAAGCUUUCAUCAAGCUGUUGGGCUUACAGUACAAAAUUCUGUACAAGAAGGGUUUGGAAAACAAAGCUGUAGAUGCUCUUUCCAGGCAAGCUGAGCCUUCAUCUCUAGCUGCUUUCACUGCAAGCACUCUUAAGUUGUUGGAAAUCAUUUUGGAAGGCUAUCAACAAGAUGACCAAACCAAACAGUUGCUCACUGAGCUCAGUAUUACUGGUUCAAAUGACAAAGGCUUCACUCUCAGUGAUGGACUUAUCAAGUACGAAAACCGUAUUUGGUUGGGGAACCACAAGGAGGCGCAACAGGCCGUCUUACUGGCUCUCCAUUCCAGUGGCCUCGGUGGACACAGUGGCAUCACUGCUACUUAUCAGAAGGUUAAAUCCCUCUUUGCUUGGUCCAAUAUGAAGCAAUUUAUCACAGAUUAUAUUAAUGCUUGUGAGCACAACUUGGCUCGAGCACAACAACGAAUGCAACAUCAGGCUGAUAAGCACCGUCAAGAAAGGUCUUUUGAUGUUGGGGAUUGGGUAUAUGUUAAACUGCAACCACACAUUCAGCAGUCAGUCCAGUGUCGAUCUAAUCAGAAGCUCAAUUAUAAGUACUUUGGGCCUUACCUUAUUCUGCAAACUGUAUUGGCUGAACGCCUAAAUCUUGUUGGUCGUCGUGUUAUUCCUACUGUGCUUGUGCAGCGUGAAUCAUGCCCGGAGCAUUGGGCGACCUAG